This is a messenger RNA of Zasmidium cellare ATCC 36951, 684 nucleotides long. RefSeq lists its product as uncharacterized. Bases 1 to 684 code for a protein of 227 amino acids. The transcript has 2 exons. Gene Ontology annotation, molecular function: oxidoreductase activity. The record is from RefSeq and is a predicted model, not a curated record. Lineage: Eukaryota; Fungi; Ascomycota; Dothideomycetes; Mycosphaerellales; Mycosphaerellaceae.
AUGACCGUCAUUGAGGUCAAGGUGUACUUCGACAACAUCUGUGCUUGGUGCUACAUCGGGCAUCGCACUCUUUUCCAGGCCAUCGCUCUCUUCCAGAAGACAUACCCAGGUGCAUCGUCCGACAACUUCAGGGUCUCCUUCUCCCCGUUCUACCGUGACCGAACGCUCCCGGACGAGGCCGUGCCACUCGAAAGUCGACUUGUCUCGUCCUUGGGGGAGGACAAGCUCGGGGAUGUGAAGACCCGUGUUGACCGAAUCGGACGCGCCAAUGGUAUCAGAAUCAACUUGCAGAGCCUCAUUGGAAGUACACGAAGCUCACAGCGCCUGGUGCUCCAUGCAGCAAGAGUUGGCGGACUGUCCACGCAGAAGGACCUCAUCGAACAAAUCUAUUUCCGCUGGUUCGAAAUCGGCGGCGACAUCACGUCUCAUACUUUCCUGCUCGAAUGUGCAGAAGCAGCGGGAUUGGAUGCCUCGGAAGCAGCAAAUGUACUGAAGACCGGCAAGUAUGGCAGCGAAGUCGACGAGCUGGAUGUCCACGCGAGGAAUGAUGGUAUUGCCUGCGUGCCAACCUUCAUCGUCCAUGGAAUCAAGAUCGAGGGCGCCGAGGAUGCAGCCACUUUCUAUGAAGCUUUCGUCAAGACCAAAGAGAAGGAGGCAUCUGACGUCCCCGCUCCAACAACAUGA